This is a messenger RNA of Cyclopterus lumpus (lumpfish), 3524 nucleotides long. It is a transcript of the gene hlcs, whose product is annotated as holocarboxylase synthetase (biotin-(proprionyl-CoA-carboxylase (ATP-hydrolysing)) ligase). Gene Ontology annotation, molecular function: biotin--[biotin carboxyl-carrier protein] ligase activity. The transcript has 11 exons. Gene Ontology annotation, biological process: protein modification process. Lineage: Eukaryota; Metazoa; Chordata; Actinopteri; Perciformes; Cyclopteridae. The coding region runs from base 122 to 2857 and encodes 911 amino acids. The record is from RefSeq and is a predicted model, not a curated record. Gene Ontology annotation, cellular component: cytoplasm.
CGGCACUCCUCCCGCCAUUGAAGAGAACGAAGAAGAGCAGCAGGCAUGUUGUUACAGCUGUGAACAACACCGACAUACAUGGCGAGAAGAGCGGCCACGAUGUGCGCGCUGGCCGGCUAACAUGUUGAUAACGCUGUGCUACGUCUAUCUGUGGGUCCGCUUUCACAAGUGCUACUCGGUUUUGAUCCGAAACAGCCUGUCCCGACUGAGCAGCGGCAGCUUCAGCUUCAGCUUCGCAGUUUGCUCCAGCUCGGCCUCGGCACCAGCCACGGCGCCGCCGACCAGGCGCCGGCAACCCGGUCCGCUUCCUGCCGAGGGGGACGCCGUCUUCCUCCAGCUGGGAGACAAGGCCGUCUAUGUCACGGAGCCGCAGGCGUGCGACGACCUCAGCAGGUGGACCGUGCUGUUGGGGUCCUCUCUGGUUUGCGGUCCGCGCAUAGAGAACAUUUCAUUCAUCAUAGAGGCUGCUGGACACUCAAUGGGCUACCACUCUCCUCACACGUCCAAUAAGAAAGUGCUGAAGUGGUCUGAUUACUGCCUCCCUCUGGCCCGGAGCCCCGGUCAGCCCUUCAGGGCGGUGGCACAGGCCAGCGUGGACAACUUCAGUCGGCUGGGGGUGGCUUUUAUUGAGGAUCGCCUUCAGCUGGACGAUGGACUGACGCCGUCAAAGAUAAUCCCCGUCCUCCUCCAAGAAUCCACCCUCAGCCUGCUGCUGGAGAAGCAGUGUCCAGACGCCCAGACGCCACCAUGUCUCUGCGGCGCUGAGCCUUUGCUCCGUCACCUUCCGUGCCGCAAAGGCAGCCUCCUCCUCCCGCCGGAGGUCAAUAGGAGGUUGGAGGAGCGGAGAGGGUCGGAGCCGCUCCACGGCACCAAGGACCCGCAUCCAGUUUGCGACUCGGAGGACCGCUCCUUGGGCAACCAUCACCAUAUGGAGGGCCACAGACACCACCUCCACCUGUCCAACUGCCACGAGUGCUUGGAGCUGGAGAACAGCACCAUCCUCUCAGUCAAGUACGCGUCGGCCGACAACAUUCCCGACCUUCCAGAUGAUGACUCGGCAGGGCUGGACAGUGGGGAUGAGACUCUGGAUGACGUCGAGCACCACGCCGAAGGGUUUUCCGGGCAGAGCGGUGGACCUUACUGUAAUAGCAAGCCGCCAAACGUUCUGCUGUACACGGGCGGCUGCCAGGAGCGUUUUCAGUUAGUCCGGCAGAUUUUAUCAGAGUGUAUAAACAUGGAGGACAACAUAAUAUAUCCCCUCCAACCGCAGCUGGCUCUGAGCGACCCAUGGCUGGACAACACCAAGCUCCUCGUCCUGGCAGAGGAGGAACCCCUGACCCCCCUGCUUCAGACCCGUUUUCUCACCUACCUGAGCCAGGGGGGCAGGGUUCUUGGGCUGGCCUCCACCCUUUGCCCAGCAGGCCUCUGCCUGGAGGCCCGGGAGGAGCGCCGCGGCCAGGUCGGCAGGCUGAGCUUCACCAGGGAGGACAGCACGGAGCUGGAGCUGAGCGUGCUGUCGAGUGGGAAGGUCUACGUCAGGGACACGCAGGGAGGAGGGGAAGUGGAGCUCUGGGGGGAGCUGAAGGGGGACGCCCCCCACCAGAGGGACAUGGUUGUAGUCAGGGUGACCCACGGAGAGGACGGCGGUGAGGCUGUCCUCUGCCAGGCCCACCUGGAAAUGGCUCCCGACCCCCAGAAUUUGACGGCCAAAGGUUUCGAUGAACUGAAAGUCAGCAACGCGCUGCGUUAUGAAGUCUUGACGGAGAUCCUCACCUCUCUGGGCCUCAGCUGCGAGCUGAACGAGACCCCGGCCCCGAGCCCAGUCCACCUGCUGGCCACCUCUCAGGAGGCCAAGACCAUCUCCGUGGAUUGGCUGCGGACGCAUGCUGAUGAAAAUGGCCUCCUCGCGCUGUCCAAGGCCUCGCUCUCGCUGGUGUCGAGUUCUGAGCUCCAGGACGGCCCCUCGCUCCCCGCUGGCUCCUUGGCCCUGGUCACAGACUCCUCGGAGUCCCACAGCUGGCCGCAGUUCAGCAUGGAGACCUACAGAGAGAACCUGAAGACCAGCCUGCUGGGGCACACCGUGCUGUAUGCCGAGGUCGCCACGUCCACCAUGGACUUGCUGCAAGGGCUGACUAUGCACUUACCAAAGAACGUGGGCCUGAUGGCGGUCGCUGCUCGACAAAGCCAGGGCAGAGGGCGGGGCGGGAAUGCCUGGCUCAGCCCUCUGGGAUGCGCCAUGUUCACUCUGGCUGUCCAGGUGGAGCUGAGCUCCAAGCUCGGACAGAGGAUCCCCUUCCUGCAGCAUCUGGCCGCCCUGGCGGUGGUGGAGGCCGUCCGCACUCUUCCUGGAUACCAGGACAUAGACUUGAGGGUGAAGUGGCCCAAUGACAUCUAUUACAGUGACCUAAUGAAGCUCGGGGGAGUGCUGGUGACUUCCACUGUGACCGGAUCCACCUUUCACCUGCUCAUAGGCUGUGGGUUCAACGUGACCAACAGCAACCCGACGGUGUCCAUCAAUGACCUAAUCCAGCAGCACAACGCGGGGCACAACUGCAGCCUGCAGCCGCUCCGCUGCGACCAGCUCAUCGCCCGCACGGCCGGCUGCCUGGAGGCCCUCAUCGGCAGCUUCCAGCGGGGUGGGGCCGACGCCGUCCUGCCCACCUACUACAAGAGGUGGCUCCACAGCGGGACACGGGUGCGUCUCUGGAGCGAGGACGGACCGGAGGCCGAGGUGGUGGGCCUGGACCCCAACGGCUUCCUCCAGGUGCACAACAAGGAGCAGGGCGUGGUCUCCCUGGAGCCCGACGGGAACUCCUUCGACAUGCUGAAGAAACUGGUGGUCAUCAAGCAGCACUAGGACCAAAUCCAGCAUCGCUUUCCACAGACUGUAGCACUCACUGAGUCCUUUAGUCUGACUGUGUGUCACUAUAUCAAUGUGUCUGGGUUUGAGAUGAAUACACUGUUCCUGAGUACUGGUUAGCUGAUGGGCCUAGCUGACAUCCAGUUGAGCUGUCAGUGAAGGCUCAUGCACACAUCAGGCGGCUUCGGGACCACCAAGCCGUGAUGGAAUAACUAACGGCUUUCUGGGAGCAGUGAGCCGUUAGUUAGUUAGCCCUGUAGCCCUCAUCUGAACAGCUGACCCCAUUUCAGUUACACGACCACAGGGAUCAUUGUGGCUUUUGCUGUUUGCUGAUUUCUGCAAAAAUAAAGAUUUCUGCAGAAAUCUGUUGCUCGUGUUUUAACUAACCAGCUUCUGUUCACCUACCUGGUCUACAACAUCCUGACUAUCAACGAAGAAGUGACAAUAAAAUCAACCAAAACUAAUAUGGUAGAGGAUAAAGCUAUAUUAAUGCUGACCAUUUCACUGAAAGGAAAACUUUUAUAUACGUCAUAAUGCAAACGUAUAUUAACAUAAACACAUAAUGACUGUCAAUCAGGCCUGAACACGGCCCUCUUUUGUAAAUCUGUGGCUCAGCUGUUGCAUUGGAUUACUGGUGUACCUAAUAAAGUGGCUCCUGAGUGAA